This is a messenger RNA of Fomitopsis serialis, 720 nucleotides long. RefSeq lists its product as uncharacterized. The record is from RefSeq and is a predicted model, not a curated record. NCBI's taxonomy places the organism in Eukaryota, Fungi, Basidiomycota, Agaricomycetes, Polyporales, Fomitopsidaceae. Gene Ontology annotation, cellular component: cytoplasm. The coding region runs from base 1 to 720 and encodes 239 amino acids. Gene Ontology annotation, biological process: L-histidine biosynthetic process; L-tryptophan biosynthetic process. Gene Ontology annotation, molecular function: 1-(5-phosphoribosyl)-5-[(5-phosphoribosylamino)methylideneamino]imidazole-4-carboxamide isomerase activity. The transcript is spliced from 7 exons.
AUGUCUGCCUCUCGCAGACGGUCGCUCUUCCGGCCAUGCAUCGACUUACACAACGGCCAAGUCAAGCAGAUCGUAGGGGGGACGCUCUCAGAGAACGACCCGAGCACGCUGCGCACCAACUUUAGAUCCAGCCAUCCAUCUGCGUAUUACGCCGAGCUGUACAAAACACACGGCCUCGAGGGUGGGCAUGUCAUCAAGCUCGGGCCAGGGAACAAUGACGCCGCGAGGGAAGCAUUGCGAGCAUGGGAAGGCCACUUGCAGGUCGGCGGGGGUAUUGACGAUACGGACUGCCGCGAAUGGCUGGAGGCGGGGGCGAGCAAGGUCAUCGUCACAUCGCACCUGUUUCCUGACGGCAGGUUCUCUCUGGAGCGGCUGCAGCGAAUAUCAUCGUUGACGGGGAAGGAGCGACUCGUCGUCGAUGUCAGUUGUCGACGGGUUUGGGACAGGUGGUUCGUCGCUACGAACAAGUGGCAGAUGAUCACAGACAUGGAAGUAAGGCGUGAACAGUGUUUGCGCCGAGACCCGACCAUCUUCACAGUGAAUUCUGGUACAUGCCGCGAUGUGGAAGGCCUCUGCGAGGGAAUCGAUGAGAGCUUGUACCAGUACGUUCGCAUUCAGCCGCGACUUGCACUGAGUGUUGGCUUUAGAACUCGGCAUCGACGACUUGCAACGGUCGAUCGCCUCUCAAAUGGUCGAGUAGACCUCACGUACGGGAGGUGA